Molecule: messenger RNA, 1001 nt
Organism: Solanum stenotomum
Lineage: Eukaryota; Viridiplantae; Streptophyta; Magnoliopsida; Solanales; Solanaceae
Exons: 3
Coding region: 57-1001 (314 amino acids)
Source: RefSeq, a predicted model, not a curated record
UGCAUGUUGGUAAGACCACAGCUAGAAGAGCAAGAGCUAAAAUUUUGAAUGAAAUUAUGGGUGAUCAUGUUAAGGAGUUUGGGAGAAUUCUUGAUUAUAAGGAUGAGUUGUUAAGGUCUAAUCCUGGGAGUACUUGUGUGGUGAAGCUUGGUGAAGCUAAUGAAGAUGGUAGGGUAGUAUUUGAGGCAUUUUACAUCUGUUUUGCUGCACUCAAGAUGGCAUUCAUGUCAGCUAGAAAAUGCAUUGGUUUGGAUGGUUGUUUCUUGAAGGGGGUAUGCAGGGGUCAAUUACUUAUUGCAGUGGCCAAAGAUGGCAAUAAUCAAAUGCUUCCACUUGCUUGGGCUGUAGUUGAAAAUGAGAACACAAAUAGUUGGAGUUGGUUUAUUUCUCUGUUGCAAGAAGAUUUAGGAUUAGGAGAUGGAACAAAUUUCACCAUUAUGUCAGACAUGCAAAAGGGACUGGAUAUAGCUAUUAAGGAGUUAUUGCCAGCUUGUGAGGAAAGAAGGUGUGCUAGACAUAUACUAGCAAAUUGGUCACAUAAUUGGAAAGGGCUGCAAAGGAAGAAACUGUUCUGGAAGUGUGCUAGAAGUACUUUUGAAGCUGAAUUCAGAGAAAAUUUGGAAGAGCUGUCUAAACUAGGUACGGGUAUAGUGGAUGAUCUAAUUUACUAUGAUAAAGAAUAUUGGUGCAAAGUGUAUUUUAAUUGUGAAGUUAAGUCUGAUGCAAUAGAUAAUAAUAUGUGUGAGAGCUUUAAUGCUUGGAUUUUGUCUGCAAGGCAUAAAACCAUUAUUAGUAUGCUUGAAGAGAUAAGGACUAAGGUCAUGACUAGGUUAGCUAGGUUAAGUGAAUUUCCAAACUCUUGGAUAACCAACUUCUCUCCAAUGGCAAUGAAAGUAUUAGAAGAAAAUAUUGAUAAGUCAAUGGCAUGUAACAUUGAGUUUAAUGGAGUAACUGGAUAUGAGGUUUUAGAUGGAUACAAACAACACACUAGAGGUACUUGA